Molecule: messenger RNA, 1890 nt
Organism: Dreissena polymorpha
Lineage: Eukaryota; Metazoa; Mollusca; Bivalvia; Myida; Dreissenidae
Exons: 18
Coding region: 80-1171 (363 amino acids)
Source: RefSeq, a predicted model, not a curated record
CACACUUUCCCGUUCCUGUACUUUGUUCACAAGUUAAAGAUAAGCAAUGACAUACAUUUAACGCAAACGCUACCUAUAAAUGCCAAUUGUAUUAAAGUCAACUAUCUGCAGGACACUUGAAGAAAUGGACCUUGUAAUCCUCGUUGUGUGGUUUUUCCUUUGCUUCGAUUCAGCAACUGGGGCACACUGCCUAAGCUGUACAUCUAUGCCUAGUAGUUUCCCAUGUGUUACCUCUACAACAUGUUCAACUGGGCAAACUUGCCCCGGUCAUUCAGGUACCCAUGCGUUACUUGGCAAGCGUGCGACUGGCGAUGUCGAAUUAUGUUACAAAUGUUGCCAAGUAGAUAUGUGUAAUCAAGGGCCAAUUCGUACAGGCUCAUCAACAUCUGACCAGCCAAUGGUGGUUCCGACAACUGUGACCGUUAGUACGAUCACUUUGUCAACAACAGCUCAAACAACCCUUACGACCUCAGGUGGGGAUAUCUGUCUAUCUUGCACUGAUUCCCCUUUGACACGAGAAUGUCUCUAUACUGUGAACUGCGAAUCACACGAGAGUUGUUAUGCUGACGCAUUCGAGAAUCCAAAUGGGGACAUCGUUUUCAAUAUGUGGUGUCGGGAUAGACAACUAUGUGGCUCUUUCGGCAAACGUGAGGUUGUGAAUCGAUCCAACGGUAGCACGUUGCUAUGCGCCCAGUGUUGCCAAGGAAACCUUUGUAACGCUGCCGUCUGUGGACAAACUGGACUGCCCUCUGUUGGACCCGUGUGUUUCAAGUGUGAUCAGGCCAGCACGCCGAGCUCGUGUAGCACGAUAGCGCUCUGUGGACGGGAUGAUGUAUACCACCUUGAGAAAACCCUUAGUUCGCUAACCCACGCAACGCUAUACAAAUCAGGAUGUUUGCACAAAACCCAUUGUGAAAGACACGCUCAAAGUCUAACCUUAAUUGGAAGGAAGAGACAUGACAACACAGUUAUUACAGAGGUGCAAAGGCCUACUGCAAGGAAAAGAGAAGUCCAGAGGAUCCUGAAUGAGCACACAGAGGCUAAGCAGCAGAUGGUGCCAUCACAAGUGGGCAAGAGUAAUCUAGAGCCAUCUGAGCUGGAAGUGCAACGGACCCAGAUUGCCUCUGAAUCAGUCCAGACUCUGAUUGAGCGCACUGAACCAGCUAUUUAAACCAGAACUGCAAGAUGAAGUGGUGGACCUAAACAACAACAGCGUCAGCUUUGAUGAGGAUACGCCUGUCGUUAAACCGCAGGUAACAGCCCCGCAAAAGAAGCAGACGUCAGCAAAGGGUUGCCAAACUAAUAUUAAAAUACGUGAAAGGCAUGCAUCAAAAGGUACACAGACUCUUGGCAAGCAUGCAGUAAAGAUGGCUUCGGUUAGGGUCCAGUGCCAGACAACAAACCUUUGCAUGUCAGUCAGUGUCCAGUGCAAGUUACUGUCUUCGGAUCAGAGCAUUAUACUUACGUCAACACCAAAGAAGGCACCGCCCACCACCUACAGCAACCCAAUUGAUACUUCCUUCCAGUCUGUUUUUUUAGCCGGUUAUGAGGAUGAUGUAACUGCUGACCCUGACUUUCACUUAAACCAGACGUGCAGCACAGAAGCAGAUCAAGAAGAAAACUGAUGUCCGAGAGCAGAACAAGUACUUAGUAUUUGAAGAGAACCUGCUUGAGCUGUUUAAGACGUGCCUUCAAUGUCGGUUGCCUGCAGCAGGACACAUCAGCCAACGAAUAGGCUCAUACAUAGGCAGACGUGUGAUUGUGGCUACUAACGGCGGUGGGAGUCCCAGCCAAAAGUGCAAGACAUUCCAGCUGGGAAUCUGCUUCUCAGUGCAGCAAUACUGUUUGCUGGCUGCACACCUACAAAAGUGCUGAGACUUUUUUUCUUUU